This is a messenger RNA of Lindgomyces ingoldianus, 2848 nucleotides long. RefSeq lists its product as uncharacterized. NCBI's taxonomy places the organism in Eukaryota, Fungi, Ascomycota, Dothideomycetes, Pleosporales, Lindgomycetaceae. The transcript is spliced from 4 exons. The record is from RefSeq and is a predicted model, not a curated record. Bases 1 to 2688 code for a protein of 895 amino acids.
AUGGCUAGUGCAUGGCGCUGGCAAACCUGCUCACACUCCAGCAUGCUUUCACCAGUUUCAGUCCAACUUCAAAAAUCCCCAUACGAUUUUGGAACUAUGUUUUCUGCUCAGAGUGCAAGAACAAAGAAUGACGAGCGGUUAAGACCCCGAAUGAGCGGAAACAAAGACGGCCCGGGCUUGGCGGUCACCUCCGCCUCCGACGUGAACGGGCUCACUGGCUCUACCCCCCCGACGGGCGUCAAGUGCACCCAGCACUCGAUUGUUCCUUCUCUUAUCGACUUGAGCGCGACAUCCGCUGCCCCGACGAUGGAUCACUGGGGCGACCCUUGGGCCGAUAAUGGCGACACAACAUCUCCGCAGAAGGACGAGAUAAAGACACCGCUGCCGCUCCCCACGGGCGCCGUGCUUCUGGGUGGAUUCAUAGAUGAUGCACAGUGGGGCAGUUCUGAGCACGAUGAGCCCCUCGAAGUAGUACGGAGGGAUGGAAUGGAUGAUGGGGGGUGGGGAAGCCUGGCAGAGGAGCAGGAGAACAUAGUAUCAGAGGCAUCCGACUCAGCAACAACCAUCCAACCAGACGAUAUCCCUGACCUGUCCUCACAUGACUUUCCAGGCGUUCCAAAAGUCGAUGACGAUCUUUCCACGAGACCUUCCACCUCGCCGUCCGACGUCAGCCAGACAGACGCUCCAGUUGAGUCACCGCGAACAUCCUUCGAAGAUGAGCGUCGGACAUUUAUACCCGAAGACUACGAGGAAAAAGCGAAAGAGCCCGAUGCGUGUUGUCCGGUGCUUGGAUCCUCUGCAAAUGGAAGCUCCGAGGAUGAUGACUUUGGAGAGUUUGAGGACGAUCAUCAUGAGAACAACGAGCCCCCAUGGAAGGAUGAGAUACCAUCACGAGACUCAAGUGAGAUUCCCAAACAGGCUUACCUGGGGCACGUUCGAGAUUCUCUGCAGGAUACCUUGCCUAAGCGGGCGGUUAUAGAAACGCCCGCAUUUAUAGCCCCUGAUUCCGAGCUGUUCCUAGUAGCCCAGCUGUUUCCGCCUCCAAAGCCCAGAGAGGAGUUGCCAACCACCCCCGACGAUCCCAUAUCAACAACGUCCGCCCGCAAAGCGUGGUAUCGACUGACCCGGAAACAGACAAUGCGGGAGUUCAACAGCGGCAACGACGAUGACAACUACGUGCGAGUGACUUGGGAAACCUCACAUAUUCGAUCUGAAGUUACUAAAAUUGUGGGGAGAUGGGCCUCCGAGGACCUGAUCUCAGGCCGUGGACAGGCCGGGGGUGCUGGAUUCAACUGGGAUCAUCGCCCCUCGCCUACUCCCAACAUGACUAGCAUUCAUCCAUACAAGAAGUCUUCUAUACCUACCACAUCUCCAAUUCGACCGACUAAGCAGGUUGUGCAACCCUUUUCAACCAAUGUGCCCGCAGCAUCAUUCAGUUGGAGCUCUACUCCUUCGGCUUCACAAGACCCUUCACAGCAGCGGAAUCCGAGCGUUCGCUCAACGUCCUCGCCCUUUGCGUCGAAACGCAUCCCCGAGGCGAGAGCUCAAGGACAUGAAGUGCGUUCAGUGUCGGUAGAUCUCACUAAUCGAGGCCCGCAACAACCAUAUCAUAGGAGAACAGCCACCUCGUUUCCUUUUGCUGCGACGAAGACGAAUGCACCUAAGCCUCCCUUGCCUGCGGGCCAAGCCUCCAGCAUCUUAAUAGGAGAUACACCAAUUCCGGGUACCCGGGUCGUGACAGAACAGCCUGCAGUCUCCUUCCGCAAUCCGAAACCAUCCAUGGAUGCGGUGUCUUUGCACGAUAUCGAUCAUUUAGAGAAUAAGUCAAAGUUGGCACCUGUCGCUACAGACGAUGAAGAUGACUGGGGUGAAAUGGUGGAAUCUCCUGCAACCUCGAUUCCGCCUCCUCUCCCAGAAAACGAACCGGCAGGAAACCCCCCAGAAUCCACAUCAACCCCAUCCACUACACCGAAAGCUACCAGGCCAUCUCCCUCCCAACCUCCGAGUUCCCGCCACGCGUCACCAAUUGUCCGGCUUAAGAGCACAGUCUCCCCAACGUCAGCAAGAUUCGGUUUCCAGGGCCUUCCCCCACAGACGACGGAAAUUGGGCCUAUCGGACCUCAGCUAUUGAAACCGGUAUCGAAGUCUGCUAACUCUACACCUGAAAAGACCCGUGCAAGGCCAAGAGCAUCAUCCAAAUCGGAAGAACUGGAAUAUCAGAAACCAGCCCCGCCUAAUUUCUACACUAGUGAGUCUGACGGCUUCUCUGAUUUCGAGUCUUCCGUACCUCCGCCUAUGAACCUAGAGACCCCACCUAGCCCCGUGGCCUCCACACCACCGCCACCUCCACCUCCUCCCCCACCAAACGAACACCUACCCUCCGACCCCUUCUCUGAGGCCGACUUCUCGCUCUUCGAAUCCACACUUCCCACCACCACUGUCACCCUCACAGGGCCCCGCGCACUCGACCCUUCCGACCCCUUCUCCAUCUUCGAAUCUGCCCCUCCCAUACCCAAUAUUCCAUCAGCACCUUUCACACGUCCCCUACCCCAACCCGUAACACCGCCCCCCAAGCUUCCCUUGACUGGAGCUUCAAAUUCUGCGCAAAGACGGAAGGCGGAGGAAGACGAGAUCGUUCGGACGAUUGUGAACGGGUUGCCGGAUUUGGGGUAUAUGCUGAAGCGAUAGGAUGAAUCGGAUGGGAUUUUGCAAGAAUUCUGUAUAUGUAUUCGGAAACUUUAGUUUGGAGUAGGAUGGGAAUGGAUGUAUUUUGCACGCAUGGCGUUUUGGGGAUAUCCUCUGGGUUGGAUUUUCAGUGGUUGUAUUGGCAAAUUUAUGCCUGGAGAAU